This is a messenger RNA of Dissoconium aciculare CBS 342.82, 2115 nucleotides long. Its product is annotated as cysteine proteinase. Gene Ontology annotation, molecular function: cysteine-type deubiquitinase activity; cysteine-type endopeptidase activity. Gene Ontology annotation, biological process: protein deubiquitination. The record is from RefSeq and is a predicted model, not a curated record. NCBI's taxonomy places the organism in Eukaryota, Fungi, Ascomycota, Dothideomycetes, Mycosphaerellales, Dissoconiaceae. The transcript has 2 exons. Gene Ontology annotation, cellular component: cytosol; nucleus. The coding region runs from base 160 to 2115 and encodes 651 amino acids.
UGGUACUUGUCACGCGCGUUCGUGUUCGCAGGCGAGGCUUCGUCAUAUACCUGCGUCAGCAAUUAUCUGGAAUAUACAGAGAGCACACUGCUUAAACCCUCCGUCUGAGUGAGCUCAUGCUCCAUCGACCGACCAUAUGCGCGCUCUCGGAUUAGCAUAAUGGGUAUGGAGCAACUCCAACAACAGAGCAUCCCAACACUGUUGGCUUAUGGGAUCAUCGCCGUUUAUGCACUGUACUUUGUGCUCGACCAAGUCUUCAACAUCGCAGUCUUAUCGCCACCUGAACUACUCUGGCACGGACUUGUCUCAGUGAUUCCGGCCACUCUUGUUCUGGAGUCGAACCAGCGGAUCGAAUUGAGCAAGGACAGCACGCGCUCUCAGCUGUAUGCAGCAAAAAGCGAGGCAAUACGCGAGAUGCUUGGAUUGAGAGGCAAUGGGAAAUUACUCAAGAGUCUUCCUGCUGCGCGGGAGGUUAUUGGCACAGGUGUGAACACAAUCGCUCGGCGCAAAAGCAUUUCUGCUCCAAGGGCGGUCACAUCCGAGCUGCCUUCAGGAUUGGGCAAUUGGGACAAUUCUUGCUACCAGAAUAGUAUUCUGCAAGCUCUGGCUUCGCUGCCCACGCUGCAGAGAUGGCUGGAAGGCGCCGUGCUGAAUAUUGGUACAAAUGCAGGAUCUUCGACCACGGGCAACUUGCAACGCUUAGUGGCACAGCUACGAGAUGCAGGAAACAAUGGAAAACAUAUCUGGACACCGAGCAAGCUCAAGAACAUGAGCAGUUGGCAGCAACAGGAUGCGCAGGAGUAUUUCAGUAAGAUCUUGGACGAGAUGGACAAAGAAGCGAAAAAGGUCAACGCAGCGAUGGGUGUCAAGGUUGGGCUAGAGUCUCUGAAUGCACCGGAAAUCGAUUACCACAUGCGGGACCAUGAUGAGGAGCAUUCGCGAGCCUCGAAAAAUCGUAGACUCGCGCACAACCCACUCGAGGGCUGGCUCGCGCAGAGGGUCAUGUGCAUCCGUUGUGGUGCAUCCGACGGCUACUCCAUGAUCCCAUUCAACUGUUUGACAGUGUCGCUUGGUACGGGUCUCUCUUACACCCUCGAAAACUGCUUGGACGAAUAUACCAGGCGAGAGGACAUUGAAGGAGUGGAAUGUCGACGAUGCACUUUGCUUCAUGCGGAAGAGAAGCUGCGGAAAAUUGUUCCUUUCAAAACGAUCAUGACCGAGCCCGCUCAGAAUGCCAACCAAUCCGCGAAACUCGCGCCUGCGCUGCCACAAGAUCUCCAAGCGCAAGUUGCAAAGCGUCUCCAAGCCAUUCAAGAAGCAUUGGGCAGGGACGAUUAUUCCGACAAAACUAUCAAGGGAGCUUGUCAGAUUGCUCAAAAAGCCUUUGUCAGCAGUACAAAGUCGAAGGAAGCCAUAAUUGGUAGGCCGCCACAAUCGCUUGUCGUUCACGUCAAUCGCAGCGUAUUCAGCGAAACGACAGGCAUGUUGAGCAAGAAUUACGCCCACGUGAAAUAUCCCCUCCAGCUCGAUCUUCGCCCAUGGACGCUCUACAGAGACGGCCCGGCUGUGGAGUACCGACUCAGUGCUGUGGUUGUGCACAAAGGUGCGCACGAGAAUGGGCAUUACAUCUGCUACCGUCAACACCCCUCAGCUUGUGCCAGGGACGAGAUUCGUAACCCAGAGGCAGACGAGCCUUCAGAUGAGAAAUGGUUCCGAUUGAGUGACGCGGACGUCUACAAUGCCUCGCAGUCUGAAGCCCUGAAUCCAAGUGCUGGUGGGGUUUUCAUGCUGUUCUACGAGCGCAUCAAGAUGAAUCUUGAGCCUGACCACACAAUUCUGGAAGAAGAAUUUACGGAGGCAGCCGUCUCGCAGAAAGAAGUCGAGAAGGAAUAUGUCGAGUCUGAGCCGCCAACCGUGCCACCUUCAGUGAUCUCCGAGACCGACACUGAGAUCACGGACUACGACUAUCUGGACGCUAUGAGCGAACGGGAUGACAGUCUACAUCUCGCGCCUGCGAUCGGCCUUCAUCAGUUGCCGCGAACGGUAGCAACACCCAAGGACGCAGUGCGAAAAGAUAAAGUCCGAAACAACACUUACACUGCGAUGAGUGUCUGA